This is a messenger RNA of Galeopterus variegatus (Sunda flying lemur), 1213 nucleotides long. RefSeq names its product SWI5-dependent recombination repair 1 (gene SFR1). The coding region runs from base 14 to 748 and encodes 244 amino acids. Gene Ontology annotation, cellular component: Swi5-Sfr1 complex. Gene Ontology annotation, biological process: double-strand break repair via homologous recombination; positive regulation of DNA-templated transcription. The transcript has 4 exons. The record is from RefSeq and is a predicted model, not a curated record. NCBI's taxonomy places the organism in Eukaryota, Metazoa, Chordata, Mammalia, Dermoptera, Cynocephalidae.
ACACUCGCUGGGAAUGGCGGAGGGAGAGGUAAACCAAGAUUUCAUGUUCAAGAUGGAGAGUCCAUCAGACUCAGCUGUGAUUUUACCUAGCACUCCACAGGCCUGUGCGAAUCCACCAUCUCCCCAUACCAAUAGUUCACGAAAACAACCUAUGAGCGCAACACUUAGAGAAAGAUUAAGGAAAACAAGAUCUUCAUUUAAUUUCCGUUAUAGUGUGGUAAAACGUCUUAAAAUAGAGAAUGAAGAAAAUGAUCAGAGUUCUUCAGAGAAACCAUCUUCAACAGAACAAAACUGCUUGGAAUUUCAGGAAAGUUUUAAACACAUAGACAGUGAAUUUGAAGAAAGUACAUAUUUGAAAAAUACCGUCAAGAAUAUCAAUGCAUGUGAAUCUAAAUCACUUGAUACUGGGUCAUGCAGUGCUCUCCAAAGUGAUUUUGUGAAUGAGACUCUUUGUAAAGAAGGGUUAAAUGAAGAAAAGGCAAAAUUGGUGAAGCAGGUUCAGGAGAAAGAAGACCUUCUUCGCAGGCUAAAACUAGUGAAAAUGUAUAGAUCAAAGAGUGACCUGUCUCAGUUACAGUUGUUAAUAAGGAAGUGGAGAAGCUGCAGCCAGCUGUUGCUUUAUGAGUUGCAGUCGGCUAUGUCUGAAGAGAACAAGAAACUAAGCCUUACUCAAUUGAUAGACCACUAUGGGUUAGAUGAUAAAUUGCUACACUACAACAGAAGUGAAGAAGAAUUUAUAGGUGUUUAAUAUUUUUUCCUCCAGAAUAUCUUUGAGAAUGAUAACUUAAUUAAAAGAUACUUAUACAUUUUAAAUGGAAGAUAUAAACCAUUAGGGCUUAGAGGAAGGUAUCUUGAUGAACAUUAGUUUAGAACAUUCUUGUAUAUAAAUAUAAAAUAAGUUCUAAAAUGAAAUUUUAGUAUAUUGGAUAGAUUUACCAAAGAAAACUUGACAUUUAAAGAAAUGUGAAAAAAAAAAUUAAAUCAUGUUUAAAAAGUAAUUUGAACAAUUCUGGAAGCUAGUUUUAAUACAUUUUUUUAUGGCAAAAUUUUAUUUUAAAUGUUAAAAAAUAGUCCAAUCUUGUGAAUGUGUAAACCUAAACUGGUCUAAAAAUGUUUACCCCUCUCCUAAAUUUAUGAACCUUGUUUCCAUCCAUUUACUACAUAUUUCCAUCUGAUAACCUAGCAGGUAACUAAACUGAUGUGCCCAAAAUUA